GCCAUAUACGUUGGCCAGAUCACUUGUAUUUAUUAGCACCGCGUAUCAUCAGAACGCAAUGAAAUUUCAACGACGUCAACGGCUACGAUUGGUCGGGAUUUUUUUAUUUUAAAUAGAUCAAAGAUCAAAUAUUAGCACCCGAAUUUUGUCGUGCGACAACGCUUGGAAACAUCGACGACAGUCGGUCAAUCUAUCUUCAACAUUCAAAUUACAGUAAAAUCUUGGUCAACUCUUCAGUUAACGAUGGUGAUAGAGGAAAUGCCGAAGAAGAAGAAAUCCGAAUCUGAGGAUGAUAAGAGGAGAAAGAAAAUUGUUCCUGAAAGCUUAAUGAAAGGUUUGGUGAGACCUGGAGGAGGUGAAUCAAAUCCUUCUGAUGGUGAUCAGGUUAUAUAUCAUUGCACAGUUAGGACAUUGGAUGGAGUUAUCGUUGAGUCUACGCGAUCAGAAUAUGGAGGGAAAGGUAUUCCAAUUAGAAACGUAUUGGGAAAGAGCAAAAUGAUAUUGGGGUUGUUGGAAGGAAUUCCAACAAUGUUGAAGGGUGAAGUGGCAAUGUUCAAAAUGAAACCUCAAAUGCACUAUGCCGAGGAGGACUGUCCUGUUCCAGUUCCAAGUAGUUUCCCAAAAGAAGAUAAACUUCAUUUUGAGAUUGAGUUGAUAGAUUUCUCCAAAGCCAAGGUCGUUUGUGAUGAUUUGGGAGUUUUGAAGAAGGUAAUAGAUGAAGGCCAGGGUUGGGAAUCACCAAGGGAACCAUAUGAAGUAAAAGCUUGGAUUUCUGCAAAGACGGGUGAUGGCAAGUUGAUUCUUUCAUGCAGGGAAGGGGAACCAUAUUUCUUUACCUUUGGGAAAUGUGAGGUACCUAAAGGUCUUGAGAUGGGAAUAGGAACAAUGGCACGGAAAGAGAAGGCGGUAAUUUAUGUUACAAAUCAAUACUUAACUCCAUCUCCCCUCUUGCCUAUGAUAGAUGGUUAUGAAGAAGUUCAUUUUGAAGUGGAGCUUGUCCACUUCGUCCAGGUGAGGGACAUGCUGGGAGAUGGGCGCCUAAUUAAACGAAGACUACAGGAUGGAAUAGGGGAGUUUCCCAUGGAUUGCCCACUUCAUGACAGUCUUUUACGAGUCCAUUACAAAGGCAUGCUUCUUAAUGAAGAAAAGACAGUCUUCUAUGAUACAAGAGUCGAUAACCAGGGAGAACCUUUGGAGUUCAGUUCCGGAGAAGGGAUGUUGCCUGAGGGAUUUGAAAUGUGCGUACGCUUGAUGCUCCCUGGAGAGAUUGCUCUCGUCACAUGCCCUCCUGACUAUGCAUAUGACAAAUUUUUAAGGCCACCUAAUGUUCCAGAAGGUGCUCAUGUACAAUGGGAAAUUGAGCUUCUUGGUUUUGAGAUGCCAAAGGAUUGGACUGGUUUGAACUUUCAAAGCAUAAUGGAUGAAGCAGAAAAAAUUAGAGUCACGGGUAACAGACUCUUCAAAGAAGGAAAAUUUGAACUUGCCAGGGCAAAGUAUGAAAAGGUGCUUCGAGAAUUCAAUCAUGUUAACCCACAAACUGACGAGGAAGGGAAAAUGUUUUUAGACACAAGAAAUCUCUUACAUCUGAAUGUGGCAGCGUGCUUCCUCAAAAUGGGAGAAUGCGGAAAGUCAAUAGAGGCAUGUAAUAAGGUUUUAGAUGCAACCCCUGUACAUGCAAAGGCAUUAUACCGCCGUGGAAUGGCUUACAUGGCAGCUGGAGAUUUUGAGGAAGCAAGAAGUGAUUACCAAAUGAUGAUCAAAGUCGAUAAGUCCUCGGAACCAGAUGGAACAGCUGCUCUAGCAAAACUGAAGAAGCAAGAGCAGGAAGCAGAGAGAAAGGCUCGAAAACAAUUUAAAGGACUAUUUGACAAGAAGCCAGGAGAAAUUGCAGAAGCUCAAGUUGAAGACGGAGCUGGAGUUGAGAUCACUGGUCAAAACCAGAAGAAGAGUAACCAGUCGUUAUCAUCAGAGGGGGAUGAGUCUGAAGAUUAUCAUGAAGCUGCUGGUGAUGAACCUCGAGUAGGCUGGUUUUACAACUUGUGGCCCACUGGCAGAAAACUAUUUUCCUCUCUUGGGCUUCAAAGAUGUACCGUACUUUGAUAUUCUAAGGGCCAACCUUCAACUAAUAUCCAUUGCAUUGGCCUAGAGGUGCUUAAAUUAGUUUCUAGGGUAAUAUUUUCAUAAUAUAUUACUGAAUAGUGAUAAAUAAAAGAGAAGCAAAAGGUUUUUUAUCCUGUCCUCAACAGUUUUGUCAAUGGAAUUUUUAGGCCAAAGCCUUGCACUUUUACCAUACAAUAAUUGUUACGAGCAACCGAGUUUACUUGAUUGCUUUUCAUUUUUUACUAAUCGCCGUAGCAGCGGCGAGCCAAGCCGAGACAAUCCAGCCAAUGCAAGCUCUGGGUAUGCUUGGGGUCUCCUUUUCCACCAUACGAUCGGAGACUGUGACUUGCAACUCACUGGUAAACCUGCCGCUCACUGUGGCCACUUUUCCUUUUGCUAGUGGGAAAUAACUACUGACGGUUGCCCUUUGGCGAGGCGAGAAACAAGGGGAAUUGAGUUGGUUGAGCCAGAGGACGCAGGUGUCGGUACAGUAGUCGAGAGUGAAUUUGAGGAAUAUGUUGGGUUUUUGAUCCCGGGAAGUGAUUACACCCAGGAGCUUUACAAUGGUUCACGUGCUAAACAAGCCUAUGGUUGAUUUUUGCAAGCCGCUAAUCAUUAUUGAAAAUUUCAUUUCUUUAGUCUUGUCCUUUUUUGGAUUAGAUUAUUUUUGAGCCAGAUGAGUUGUCAGUUCUUGGCCAUUUUCUAUCACUUCUUGCUUGUUAAUUUAGACCCGUGUUCCUCACUCUUUUCACAUGAUAAUCCAAGAACAAACAUAAUUAUUAUA
This is a messenger RNA of Durio zibethinus, 2884 nucleotides long. NCBI's taxonomy places the organism in Eukaryota, Viridiplantae, Streptophyta, Magnoliopsida, Malvales, Malvaceae. The record is from RefSeq and is a predicted model, not a curated record.